Messenger RNA from Pelecanus crispus (Dalmatian pelican), 3135 nucleotides. NCBI's taxonomy places the organism in Eukaryota, Metazoa, Chordata, Aves, Pelecaniformes, Pelecanidae. The record is from RefSeq and is a predicted model, not a curated record.
GUGCAGAAGUAUGCUCCAGCUAGCGAGGAGCAUCUGUCUCCAGAGCUACAGGAAUGGGCACCAUAUUCACCGAAACGGUCUGCUAGGCACAGUGAAGGCUUUGCGCCUGCCACCUUAUACGCUGGCGGCAUGUCAGCAGCAGGUACUGUACCAAGAAGCUUAGCACCAUGCCCUGCAGUAACGGCUGGCAUGAGAAAUCCAAUCUAUACUGCCUGGAGCCAUAGAGUUCACACCAGCAAUUGUCCAUCAGUCGCCAGCCAGAUAUGCCAUCAGCAUCUGCAUCCCAGUUCCCAGCAUCAAGGUCGCCUGAGUUUGGACCUAAGUCAUAAACUCUCCAAUGACUACUCUGAAAAUUCACGUACAAGAGCGUCUCAUGGCUCAAAUUCAUUACCAUCCAGUGCAAGACUUGGUUCUUCGAGUAACUUGCAAUACAGAACAGAACGAAUUAAGAUCCCUUUAACACCAAGAUAUCCAAGGUCCAUGAUGGGCUCUGACAGAGGCUCCUUGUCACACUCUGAAUGUAGCAGUCCCAGCUUGAUAACUCCUCCACAAUCACCUCUUAACUUGGAAACGUCUUCCUUCGCCAGCAGCCAGUCUCAGAACUCCCUUUCUACGUUACCUAGGAUUUCCAUUAGCCCAGUAUCUGUUGGAGAACGUAGAAAAGAUAGGCCCUACAUGGAAGAGCCACGUCAUGUUAAAGUGCAGAAGGGUUCUGAGCCACUAGGGAUUUCCAUUGUGAGCGGAGAAAAUGGUGGAAUAUUUGUCUCUAAAGUAACAGGUGGGAGCAUUGCCCAUCAAGCUGGCCUUGAGUAUGGUGAUCAGUUACUAGAGUUUAAUGGAAUAAAUUUGAGAAAUGCUACAGAACAACAGGCUCGACUAAUCAUUGGACAGCAGUGCGACACCAUUACUAUUCUGGCUCAGUAUAACCCACAUAUGUAUCAGCUUGGCAAUCAUUCACGAUCAAGUUCUCACCUAGAACCUGUGAGUAAUCAUUCCACCCCUCAAGGCAGUGGAGCUGCAACACCUGACAAUCAUUCUGUAAUAGAUACUGUGAGUGAACAGGAUGAAGGAACAAUGACACCCCCAUCCAAACAAACCACUCCAACUACAAGUCCCCGGAAUUCCUUAAGGAGCCCUGUGGACACAAACAAAAGGACCCCUGAACCUAGAACUGUUGUUGUUAAAAAAUCCCAAGUGGAUCUUGGGAUCCAAAUAUGUGGUGGAAACCUGUAUGGAAUAUUUGUCUCAGAUGUAGAUGAUGAUAGCCCAGCAAAAGGACCUGAUGGACUAGUCUUGGGUGACAUGAUACUUGAGUAUGGGUCCAUUGAUAUGCGAAAUAAAACAGCUGAGGAAGCUUAUCUUGAAAUGUUGAAGCCUGGAGAAAACAUCAAAAUAAAGACUCAAUACAGAAUAGAAGAGUUUACUAAGAUAAAAGAGCUUCCUGGAGAUGGAUUCUAUAUCAGAGCACUUUAUGACCGUCUGGCAGAGGUGGAACAGGAUUUAAGCUUUAAGAAGGAUGAUAUUUUGUAUGUUGAUGACACUCUGCCACAGGGAAACUUUGGUUGCUGGAUGGCUUGGCAGCUAGAUGAGAAUGCUCAGAAGCUGGAAAGAGGACAAAUUCCAAGUAAAUAUAUGAUGGAUCAGGAAUUCUACAGGAGACACAGCAUGUCUGAGGCUAAAGAUGAAAACAGCUCAUCUAAGACAUUGUCAGCAGCAGCACGGAGGUCAUUCUUCAGAAGAAAGCAUAAACACAAGCGAAGUGGUUCCAAAGAUGGAAAGGAUUUACUGGCUCUUGAUACAAUCAGUACAGACUCAAUCCCUUUCUUGGAUGAUUCUGCAAGCCUGGCAUAUCAGCGUGUACAGAAAGUGGACUGUACCUCUCCUAGGCCUGUGCUUAUUCUAGGACCUUUACUUGAUGCUGUGAAAGACAUGUUGGUCAAAGAAUCCCCUGGAAAAUUUUGCAGAUGUCCUCUUGAGGUUAUGAAAGCUUCCCAGCAAGCCAUUGAACGGGGUGUGAAGGAUUGUCUGUUUAUUGAUUAUAAACGGAGGAGUGGACAUUUUGAUGUGACAACGGUAGCUUCAAUAAAAGAGAUAACAGAAAAGGAUUGUCAUUGUCUGCUUGACAUCGCUCCUCAUGCCAUCGAACGGCUCCACAGUGUUCAUAUCUACCCUAUUGUAAUUUUUAUUCGCUACAAAAAUGCUAAACAAAUCAAAGAGCAAAAAGACCCAAUCUUCCUGAGGGACAAAGUUACACAAAAACAUUCCAAAGAACAGUUUGAGACAGCUCAAAAAAUAGAACAAGAGUAUAGCAAGUACUUUACAGGCAUUGUCCAGGGAGGAGCCCUUUCAAGCAUUUGCACUCAGAUUAUGACAACUGUCGACCAAGAACAAAACAAAGUCCUGUGGAUCCCAGCUGGCCCGCUGUAGACUUACUUCGUUGUGAAACUACUUUGCGGAUGUAAAUAACCAACUAACUUUCUAUCCAAUGGACUCUGUCCAUUUCUGUCUUUAUAAAGAUAUCCAUAAGUGAUUUCUGUUUCAUGAAGGGGAGUGAUAACACUGAACACACAAGGACCCAACGAGGCAUGUGGGAAGGGGUAGAUCACUUCACCGAGCUUGUCUCUUACGUCGUACAUGUACACGUGACAGGUUGUCACGAGGGGUUGUGACCUGCGUGUACUUGUCCAUGAGUAACAAAUUUAACAAUGCUGCAAAACCCUGUAGAAUGACAAGUUUACAAAAACCUUUUCAAAGUAUUUGGUUGUUGCUCUUUACUUGAAUGUCUUUUGUUUUGUUUUUUUUUUAACUCUGUGUCCUUUCAUUUAAUGAGGUAACUCUCCAAAAUGGAGUGAAAUGUCUGAAUAUGAGUGAAUGGUUUAUGCACAAUGUGACUCUUAAUUGCAAUUUUGACCAUUUCUAAGCACAUUGUUGACUUGACAACCAGGUAAUAAUGUGGGAUUGAAUCGGUACGUCUUGGGAGUAAGCUCAGAAGGAAGUACACUCCUCUACAGGGCAGACCACUGUUUGUAUCCUGUCAAGACUUGUCUGUCAAAGAUAUUGUUUCUUGUUUUAUGCAUGAAUCUAAUAUUUAAAUGUCAUAAUAUAUCUGAACAAUCCAACGCGUGUUAAAAAAUA